GCGACGCAAGCCUCCAACGUAACAGUAGUACUUAAUGUCAUACAUGACCUACACUCACUUCCUACAUGUAUGUGUCAUAUGAAGUGAUUAAUAGAAACUUUCAGAAAUAGAUUGUUCAUGUUUCUUGUUGUGAUUAGUUGGUAUUCUGUACACCAUGUUCAGUAUAUCAUCCACCGUUGUGAUUACUUUCGCAUUAAUGACCGGCCUAUAUGGACAAUUCCUGAUACAUUUCCGGACCAGCAGACCAUACGUUUACCAAAAUGACGUAAUAACAUGUAUUGUUCGUUCACGUGGUCCAUUGUUCUUACUAAAGAUGGGACUCGUCUCUGCAAACAUUGUUAUUCGUCAACACUUGACCAACGGAACACAGGUGGAUCUAACUACAUGUCCAGUGGAUAGUGAAUUAGACGAUUCUACAUGUAGUGCAAUACUUGUAAACUUGGAAUGUAAAGGAACUGCGAGACUUACGUGUUCAGUUAUAGACUUUCUAAACAAUGCAACUGAAUCCAGAGGGAUGCAAAUAAGAUUUCUUGAUACAACAUCUGUGGGGUCAUUCUACACUCGCUAUAAGGGAGCUGAUAACUACAGUUCUACUCAGACAUUUCUUCCUGGAGCUUUGGUUAAAUUGAUAUGCAUUGGGAACGUUUCUAUGGUGACAGGACGAUCCUUUAAGAAAUUAACAUUAUCCCGAAGGAAUGGAAUCCUUCAUUUACAAAAUCUCCCAACGGUGAACGUAUUGAAGAACUGGGACAAUGAAUGCACCGUCCAGCAACAGGUUUCUGUUUUCCUAUACUUGAAGGAAGAGGAGCAUUCGUACUCAGAAUUCCGAUGUGGAACAGAGCGUAGAUACAUACGUUGGAGAGGGAAAACGCCUCGAAAAUAUAUCAGAUUAAAAACAGAAAAGGCAGAAAGCUAUAUCCAUGGUCCAGAGACUGUCACAACCGAUGAGUCAGAAGAUAGAGUACUCCUUUCCAUGACUUGUGAUGCAAUGACUAAUCUAGACAAUUCAACAGAUGUUGCGGAUAUACGAUGGUGCAUCAGAAAAGAAAAUGACACACGAUAUGUCAGCCUCCCUCUUCAAGAGAGACCGAAUGGUGAGGCUUUCAACACAUCAUUAGGCAGGAAGCUGACGAGUGUCGUUCUCUAUCAAUUGCUGAAAAGUGAUAGAAAUGUAGAAAUUAUCUGCGAAACAAACUAUUCCGAAACAUGUGGAUCUGGAGCUCUUCGCGGUUCUGCUGUCUUUAAUGAAGACCCGAUGGAAAAGAUGACAAACACUAGUUUUAAUUCGAUCACAUCAGCUGCUGCAGACGUUGUAUGUGAUGUUUCUUAUGUGUAUGUUGCGACUGCUAUGAUGGUUGUUGGUGUAGCCAGUCUCAUAGCGGGUGUUAUUGCCUGUUGUAAGGUAAAACAAAGAGUAAAAAGUGACAACAGUUCUUCAACGUUGGAUGUGUUGUCUGCAAAGAGACAUGACGUACAGGUGACUCCCACUGCAAUGGGAAAUUUAGAAGGACAUAGUAAACAACAGGAGCAGGUCUAUGAAAACAGAUUGGUGGAAACCAAACAAGGAUUAAAACAAGUGUAUGAACUUAAUGAAACACACAUUGAUGCAGCUGGAGAAAUGUAUGAGGCGUUGAACGCGAAUGUCCAGGAACCACAUAUCUAUGAAGGAAAAAGUGGUUCAGGCGAACUGUACGAAGUUGUUUAAAUGUUUGAAAAGAUGCGCAUUAUCGUGCUUUGGUGUGCUGACUUUUUUCCAUCUUGCCUACCAAAUGUGUAACGCUUGUAAAGGAUUCAGUAGAUAGAAAUACGAAUCAUAUUCAGAAUCAUCCAUAUAGCUGUAGGUUUUAUAAUGUAGAUUUGUUUAUCUGUUCAUCAACGACAUGUUUAUGAAACAUGAACCAUACAAAUAUUAUUUUAUGCAAUAUUUAACUAAACAAAAACCGCCAUUGCCAGGACUUUCACAUAUGUAGAUCCUUUUCAAUAUUAUCUAUCUUUUUAUUCUGAAAAUAUUGACUUUAUUUGAAUGUUCAAAGUUUUCGCGUUUUUUAAGAGUAUGCAAAUACUUCUGUCAUACUAUCAGCUGUAAUGUGCACUUGUUUUUGGUCAACUUUUAAGACUGUACUUGACACGAUGGCUACCUAAAACCUAUUGAUGUUUGAUGAUCCAAUCACACAAUUGUACCCUUUAUCAUGCGAAAAAAAUCGUUUGCGGACCAUUUCUAUCAACUCAUGCAUAUAUUGAAUUAAAGAUUCCGAAAGCUGAUUAGCAUCAAUGAGUUAAUUUUCUCUUGUAAAAUAUAUAGAGUUUAUAUCAUUUUCAUUCAUGGCAAGCGUAGAAAAAUAUUGUAAGGACCUGGCAGUUAAAUUUCAGUAUUUCAAUGUUGUGAAUCAAUUGGGAAUAAUUGUGGGUGGAUUUUAUAUAAAUAUAAUAAUGGUUGCUACAUAUUUCAGAAAUACACGUUCGUGUCUCCGUAGCAUCACAAGCAUGUUGUUCUAUAUUUGUACUUAAUCUAUUUCAUGUAGGUUAAGAUACAUACCUUUCAAUUUAGUGUACAUUACAGGUAUUUUAAGCAUAGUUUUUGUAAGCGGGAAGAUGCCCUGAUUAUUUAUUCCUGCGUGAAGUUUAUUGGGACAGCACUUUGUAUACGUAAUGUCCGCCAUCUUUCUCCCAUGUGUUUACAUGUAUGCACUGUUUUGUUUUUAAGAACGUGUUUCAUUUUACGGUUAUAUUGCUAUGUAAAUCGUUUGUAAAUAUUACAAAGCUGUUGUGUACAUUUAUUUUAUUGAUGUUUUUAGCGGUAAAUCUUACCUGAAAUUGUAAUAGAAUACAGUUGCUCAUUUGUACGGCGACAACAUCGUCUGCUCGACGAUUGACAUUUUGUUUAACGUAAUGCGAAUGUUUACAGUCAUAAAUGUUUACUUACAGUGCAUGACUACUUCCAGAAUUAUCUCCUAGUUUAAAUCCAUCACCAAUUCUGAUUUUAUAACACCUUUUCACGUUCUUUAUCAUUUUGUACGGCAGCUUUGUUUGACACUGUUUGACAAUAUUAUGUCUGUGCGGUACAGUACAGUGCCGUGAUUGGUUGGACGUCUCCGUACAGUAAUUCCAUUGGUUAAGCCCCAUCACGUGUUAUAUUUCAGAAACCUAUAUAUACAGCGCACGCGACAUAGAUUUCAGAUAAUUGCAAGUUGUAUUGGCGGCAACAUUCAAACUUCUCUCCUCGGAUACGAUCCGGAUUUCAUGAUUAGGUUAGAGGUUUGAUAAGACAUUUAUCUCCCAACACACUGGACACCUGUUUUACUUUAUAUCAACAAAUAUUCCUUUAACCAGUAAUUUCCCUUUUUGCACUUAAACCCGUACGGCAGACGUCUUAGACCAUAUGAGUAUUUCACUAUUUGUGUUAUCACCUGUCAAUUGUAUGAAAUCACAUGUAUUGAAUUAAAACAUUGAUUACCUUCA
Messenger RNA from Ostrea edulis (European flat oyster), 3459 nucleotides. RefSeq lists its product as uncharacterized. The coding region runs from base 155 to 1705 and encodes 516 amino acids. NCBI's taxonomy places the organism in Eukaryota, Metazoa, Mollusca, Bivalvia, Ostreida, Ostreidae. The transcript is spliced from 9 exons. The record is from RefSeq and is a predicted model, not a curated record.